AUGACCCUAGCCGAAAGAAUGUAUAACCUGGGCACCGAGACCGCUUUCGAAGUUCUGGCGAAGGCGCGGGCCCUCGAGGCCCAGGGACGGGACAUCAUUCACCUGGAGAUAGGCGAGCCCGACUUUGACACGCCCAAGCAUAUUGUCGAUGCCGGUGUACGUGCGCUGCAGGAGGGAUACACUCACUAUGGACCAACCCCGGGCUUGCCCGAGCUUCGGGAAGCUAUCGCUCGCAACAGCCGGGAGGUUCGCGGCAUCGACACUGACCCGGGUCAGGUGGUUGUUACACCCGGUGCCAAACCCAUCAUGUUCUACGUCAUUCUGGCCCUGGCCGAGCCGGGAGCUGAGGUCAUUUACCCCAAUCCCGGUUUCCCCAUUUACGAGUCUAUGAUCCGCUUUUCCGGUGCUACCCCGGUGCCUAUGCAGUUGCUGGAAGAGAAGGACUACCACCCCGACCUGAACGAUCUGGCCACUAAAAUCACCGACCGCACCCGCCUGAUCAUCAUCAACUCUCCUGAAAACCCCUGCGGCUCUGCACUGACCAAGGAUGAGUUGGAGACCAUCGCCAAUCUGGCCCGGGGCAAGAAUCUCUACGUGAUGGCUGACGAGAUCUACAAGGACAUCCUUUACACCGGAGAACACUUCAGCAUUGCCGCUUUCCCGGAGAUGGCAAAGCAGACGGUCAUUCUGGACGGAUUCUCCAAGAGCUAUGCUAUGACCGGCUGGCGGCUGGGCUACGGCAUAAUGCCCGAGGAACUAGUGCCGCAUAUCACGCGUCUGGCGGUCAACAGCGUUUCAUGCGCUGCCUCUUUCAGCCAGCGGGCCGCCAUUGCCGCCUUGGACGGGCCCCAGGAUGAUGUGCAAGCCAUGGCUGCCGAGUUCGCUCAGCGUCGCCGCCUCAUUGCCGACGGGCUGCGCAGCAUACCCGGCAUUAACUGCCCGGAGCCUGAGGGCGCAUUCUACGUCUUCCCAAGCAUCAAGGAGACGGGGAUCAGCAGCGCCGAGUUUGAAGAGCGUGCCUUGAACGAGGCCGGCGUGGCCCUGCUGUCCGGUUCGGCCUUUGGCGCCUUUGGGGAAGGGUACGUGCGUCUGUCCUACGCCAAUUCCCAGGAAAACAUCAAAACGGCGCUGGAACGGUUGUCUGGGUUUGUGGAGUCGUUAGUUUAA
This is a messenger RNA of Geodia barretti, 1167 nucleotides long. NCBI's taxonomy places the organism in Eukaryota, Metazoa, Porifera, Demospongiae, Tetractinellida, Geodiidae. The record is from the annotation of a GenBank genome assembly.